GGUAGUUGGAAGCAUAAGCUAAACUCAUUAAGCCAUUCUUUACACACCGAGCUCCGUGAAUUCCGCUCAUAGUUAGUCCAUGCUUCUCCAACUUCCACUUAUUUCUUCAUUUCAUGAAUCAAAAUUCCCCGUUGAUUUAUUAUCAGAUCUACCCCAAAUUUAUACGACGAAACAAAUCACAACCUACCAACGAUACACAAUAGUAAAACCAUACAACACAAUUAAUACCUUCGAAUCUCAUCAAAUUCCUCAUUUCACCUUCAUCCAUACAUCAUUUAUAUCAUCAACUUCAAUUCUUACAACUUAUCUUUCGUCAACCUUUCAAUCGCCACUCAUCACACACCACAAAAAUGUUUCGUAGAGCUUUGUUAAAUGCACCUCGCGUUGCCGGUAGAGUAUUAUCGGCGAGCAAUCACUCCGCCACCGGACCUCUAUCUGCUCAACUUGCAUCACCGUCCUUCAUUGCUGGCCGCAGAUCAUAUCAUGAAAAAGUCCUCGAUCAUUAUUCGCGGCCGCGAAAUGUUGGCAGUAUGUCAAAGACAGAUACUGAUGUAGGAACUGGGUUGGUCGGCGCACCUGCAUGUGGUGAUGUUAUGAAGUUGCAAAUUAGGGUGGAUCCAAAUACGAAUACUAUUUCCGAUGUGAAAUUUAAGACAUUUGGUUGUGGUUCGGCCAUCGCCUCUUCUUCAUACUUGACGGAACUGGUUCGAGGAAUGACACUUGAGGAGGCCGGUCGAGUGAGAAAUACAGAAAUUGCAAAGGAGCUAUGCCUUCCGCCGGUGAAGCGUAAGUCUACGCAAAGAAUAUCUACCCAGUUUUACAUGCUAACACUCAUCCAGUCCACUGCUCUAUGCUUGCUGAAGAUGCCAUUAAAUCUGCCAUUUCGAAUUACUACACCAAGAACCCCAAAUCACAAUCUACCAACCUCGGAGGUACUGGUGCAUCCAUGCCAAAGAUUGAUGCAGAGACAGUGAUGGAAACCGCACAGUCUCAGACUGCAACUGUCUAAAGUUUUGAGAAUAAGCACAUUUGGGAUAUGGAAGUGUUUCUUUUCCGCGUGUAUUAUGAUUGGGAAGGUGCAGUUGUUUGAUACGGUAAAAGCAUGGAUCAGUGAUAGGAUGUCCAGGAUAUUGGAGACGCUGAGGAUAAGAAGGGCCGAGGAGACUGGUCCACAUGACACUCGUUUGGGUUCUAUGCAGAUGGGCAUUUACCAAAUCGUUUAUGGGAGUUUAGUUCUCUCCAAUCUCGCAGCAUACCUUAGGUACAUCAAUCAAGUUGAAAUGAGCCAUAAGAUACCAAAGCUUAUGUAUGAUCAGCAACUUCCGCCAAUUUUUCAAAGUGAUUGGGCAGGUUUUUGAUACGUACUGUGCCAUGCUCGUCCUCUGUAGAGCAUUAGACGACAUUUGUAUUAUCAUUGUAGCGCAACAAAAGUGCUCACAAUGUCCACGAAGAAUCAUGGUAGAUGUAGAUUCAUUUUGAAAUAAAUACUAGGCAGGACGAAACUCAUUACCCUACAACCACAAAUGAUAGAUAAGUUUAACAGAAUCAUGGUAACACUGGAUGGCGGAAUGGGCUUAAGGAAGAAAGGAUUGCAGACCGAGAUGGGGUCAGGGGUUUUAUGUACCUUUCUGUUCUACAAAUGAUAAAAGGCAUU
This is a messenger RNA of Sclerotinia trifoliorum, 1654 nucleotides long. Lineage: Eukaryota; Fungi; Ascomycota; Leotiomycetes; Helotiales; Sclerotiniaceae. The record is from the annotation of a GenBank genome assembly.